Messenger RNA from Rhodofomes roseus, 1161 nucleotides. RefSeq names its product kinase-like protein. Gene Ontology annotation, molecular function: ATP binding; protein serine/threonine kinase activity. Gene Ontology annotation, biological process: protein phosphorylation; intracellular signal transduction; negative regulation of glycogen biosynthetic process. Lineage: Eukaryota; Fungi; Basidiomycota; Agaricomycetes; Polyporales; Fomitopsidaceae. Gene Ontology annotation, cellular component: nucleus; cytoplasm; cytosol. The record is from RefSeq and is a predicted model, not a curated record. The coding region runs from base 1 to 1161 and encodes 386 amino acids. The transcript is spliced from 3 exons.
AUGACGGCUCGCCACCGUACGGAGGGGAACGAGGUGGCGGUGAAGUUCAUCAUUAAGAGUAAGGUGCCGGACCAUGCGUGGGUGGAUGACGGGUACGGCGGACGAGUCCCGGCGGAGGUCAUGCUCCUCGGAGGGCUAGAGCAUCCGAACAUUGUCAAGUGUUUCGAACUCUACGAAGACGAGACCUAUUAUUACAUGGUGCAAGAGUUGCACGGCACUCCUUGGGUAUCGAAGAAAGAGAAGAAGGCGAAACAGCCGACUGCCCCAGGCUCGCUCUGCACCCCGUCGGCUUCCUCGCCGCCGCUGCUAACUCCUUCCUUGUCCAACGACUCCAUGUUCGACUCGGUACCUCCGACACCAUAUAUGUCGUCGGACAGUCUACGUGACCUUCCUUCUAUCUCGGUCUCUCUACAGAGUCCAAUGUUACACGAGCAAGGAUCCGCUCUUUUUGCCCCACCGCACAUCCAACAUCCGUCGCCAUCGGCGGCUCAAGAAGUGCAGGAGAAGGCUCAGGGGGAAGACCAUGCGCAUGGUCUACUUCGGGGGCCGCUUCCGAUGCCUCUGCCUCUGCAGGUUCGCCCGAACUUUUCAAGGCGUCCAUCGUACGACCUCUUCGAGUGCAUUGAACAGAGCAAGUAUAAGCGCCUCUCCGAAAAUCAGGCGCGAUACAUCUUCGCGCAGGUCGUGGAGGCGGUAUAUCACUUGGAUAGCAAGGGCAUCACGCACUGCGACAUCAAGGACGAGAACCUACUCGUAGACAGCGACCUAAGGGUGAAGCUCAUCGACUUCGGCAGCGCUGUCUGGGUAGACGAUCCGUCAGCGCCUCGGCCAUACUACCACCAGUUCUACGGUACUACUGCGUAUGCGUCCUCCGAGAUACUGCGGAAGAUGCCAUACCGCGCCCCACCUGCUGAGAUAUGGACGCUCGGUGUGCUGCUUUCGUACCUCCUGACGGGCCAUUCGCCAUUCCCGACUGAGCUGGACGCGAUCGAGGGACGUAUCACGCUCCGCGAACUGGGCUCUGCGCGCCUCAGUCGAGCGGCGAUCUCGCUCAUACAGAGGUGUCUAGAGCGGGACCCUGAUCGUCGUGCAGAUAUUGUGGAAGUGCGCGGCCAUCGAUGGUUGGUGGGCGCGCUCGAGCGGGGUGGACAGGAUCAGUAG